UGGAGGGUCCAAUGCCGAACCCACUAGGCAUUAGUCAUGCUUUCAUGGCAUCUUGUCUUACAUCAGAGAAGGCUAGGAGAAACCGAGUAGCAGUUACAACUUGAUUUUCCAGUUGAACUCGGGAACAUAUGUUCAGGAGGUUGCCUCCUGCUGUUUUAGAUAUUAAUGUAAUGAGAGAUGAAGAAGUUUGAUUGUAUUAUUAUAUUGUAAACCACCUUGUUCUAUUUCCUUGAAACUACUCAAUCUGAAUAUUUUAUUGGAUAUAAUCAUAUUUUGACGUCUUGAGAACAAGUCCAGAGGUCGGGCAGAAGCUAGGAAUAGUUUUGUAUCUUCUGCAGAGAAGGUUUGAAAUGUCCAGCAAGAAAUCUACGAAGUAUAAAUUUAUAAAAUAAAUAAAUUGACCUCAGAAUAGUUUAAUGGAAACCAAUACAAGUUGGAAAAAUGCCGGAACUUUCCUCCGAACUUUGAGCUUUAUCUUCUCUUUUUUUUUUCAGGUUUCUUCCAUUCUAAGAAAUUACUAGGGGGAUUUUAGAGUCUGAAUAAGAUUAUUAUGUGAAUUGUGUUUAGAAUCUGCUGAAAUUCUCUGAAGAAAUACAUGGAAAUAGAAUUAAGGUUCAUCGGAGACCAAAUACAGGAAAAUGCAGGAACCUCUGAUGAUCAUGUCACUAGCAUCACGGAGGCAGACAGGCAAUGGCUAAAAUCAGUGGAAACAAAGACUAAGCUAUUGCCAAAAUUGUUAAACAAUUCAGCCGGCAAGAGCUCUUGUUGCAUCUUUAGAGUGCCUCAAAGCCUCUUCGAGAUUAACAAGAUGGCCUAUCAGCCCCAUAUUGUCUCCAUUGGUCCUUACCACCAUGGCAAAGUGCAUCUCAAGAUGAUCGAAGAACACAAAUGGAGGUUUCUUGGUGGUGUUCUUGCUCGAACACAGCAACAUGGUAUUGGAAUCAACGACUUCUUCAAAGCCAUAGCACCGAUUGAGGAGAAGAUAAGAGAUUGUUACUCUGAGACUAUUGAAUGUAGCAGACAAGAAUUCAUUGAGAUGAUGGUGCUCGAUGGAUGUUUCAUUAUUGAGCUCUUCUGCAUCGUUGGAGGGAUAGUGCAAACAGAUAUUGAUGACCCUAUAUUCAAUAUGACACGGAUGUUUUUCUUUAUCAUGCGUGAUCUUCUCAGGUUAGAGAACCAAAUUCCCUUCUUUGUUCUUGAAACACUGUUCGAGACCUCAAUCUUAUCUUCAAGAAAACAAAAUGUUUCAUCCCUUGCGGAACUAGCCUUGGAAUUCUUUGAUUAUGCUGCUCAAAGACCUCCUGAAGUCCUAAGAAGGUAUAAAGACAUUAGGGGGAAGCAUUUACUAGAUUUGUUUCGGUCGACUAUCAUCCCUUCAUCCCAAGAAGUGCCUGGAAAGAUCAGUCCAUUCCUUCAAUUGAUUCAAUCUGCCAAGAAGCUCCAUCAAGCUGGAAUAAAGUUCAAGCCAAGGGAGACUGACAGCUUCUUGGACAUCGAAUUCAGCAAUGGAGUCCUUGAAAUCCCACUUUUAACAGUAGAUGAUUUCACCACGUCUGUCAUACUCAAUUGUGUUGCAUUUGAACAAUGCUAUAACCAUUGCUCAAACCACAUUACAAGUUAUGUUACCUUCAUGGGCUGCCUCAUCAACGCCCCUAGUGAUGCGGGGUUUUUAUGUGAUUACAAAAUAGUUGAGAAUUACUUCGGAACCGACGAGGAAGUUGCUCGUUUCUUUAAUAAUGUUGGCAAGGAUGUUACUUUUGAUAUUCAGAGGAGUUACCUGUCAAAAGUGUUUGAGGAUGUCAACGAGCACUACAGCAACAAUUGGCAUGUUAGAUGGGCAGGGUUCAUGCAUACUUAUUUUGACACCCCAUGGUCCUUCAUAUCAGCUUUAGCUGCAGUUGUUCUACUCAUCCUCACUAUGAUACAGGCCUUCUUUGCUUUCUAUGGAUAUUUCCGUCCUCCUAAACAAUAAUUACAUCCUGCUGUUCUAUCUUGCAAAUUGUAUAAUCGGGAUCCACUGAGCGAUGAAAAACCAUUCUCCUUGCAACUCUUUGCUGUUUUACCAAAACUCUGUAGUCUGCAGUCCCAAGUAAUGAUAGUUUUCAUGAAGCUUAUGCAUGAUGACAGUUGUACAUUAGGCUUUUGCUUGCUCAGAAUCAUUUUUCUGCGCCUAAUUUGACAAAGGAAAACGGAUGAAGACUAGGUAACUUUGUUGCAAUGAGUGCUCAAAAAAUUAUUGUUGUUCAAUGAUUAUUUUGAAAAUCUCAUAUUGAUUAAUGGAUAAGUCAAUAUAAUUAUCUUUGCUUGGUUGUA
Molecule: messenger RNA, 2313 nt
Organism: Populus trichocarpa (black cottonwood)
Lineage: Eukaryota; Viridiplantae; Streptophyta; Magnoliopsida; Malpighiales; Salicaceae
Product: UPF0481 protein At3g47200
Exons: 1
Coding region: 596-1972 (458 amino acids)
Source: RefSeq, a predicted model, not a curated record